UUUUUAUACAAUUGGAUAUUCUAGUGGAUAUAUUGAAACAGUUGAAGAAUUUGGAUGUCAAGAUACAGAAUUCAGAUUAACAUGUCGUCAUUUAGAUUCACAUAUCGCCAUUUUAGAUGGAAACUUUUAUCCAGAGGAUCCAGAAAAUAGUAAUUUAACAACUGCUUGUAGUAGUGUUUCAUUACAAAAUAAUACAACAAUUGAAGAUAACAAUACUACUAAUAAUAAUGCUUCGUUUAGUAAUGAUACAAGUACAACAAUUAGUACAACUUUAGCCACAAUUAAUACCAAAGAUUAUAGUGUUAAAAAUAUACGAUUAUCGUUAAAUCGGCGAUGUUCGGGUAUAAAUCAUUGCAGUUAUAAUUUAUUAUUUGAUACACCGGGUGGUCGCAAUUGGGGUGCUGGCUUAAUCACAUUCAAAUAUGUUUGCAUAGCAGCUCACCGAAUUACAAGAUAUUGUAAUGUUAAAAUUUUGCUCAAUAAUACUUUCAAUGAAGGUUUUAUACAAUCUCCAGGUUAUCCUAGAUAUUAUGUAGGUGAUAUAAAUUGUAAUUGGAAAUUGAUAGCACCUGAGGGGCAACUAAUACAACUUAUGUUUGUAGAUAUUUCGUUACGAAUUAAUUACACACAAGAUGGAUUUACAUGUGUGGAUCAAUUAUCAGUUAUUGAUAAUAGUCGAUCAAUCUAUAAUUCAUGUUUAGAAGAAGUCUCGUUACAACCGAUGAUGUCAUCGAGUUCACAAGUUGAUAUUAAUUUAGAAAUUAAAUCGAAAAAAAUGUUUCCAAAACGUGGUGUUUUGUUGUAUUAUAAAGGAAUUGGUUGUCCAACAUUAGAUCCACCCAUCGAUGGUUAUUUAAUCGAUCGUAAUGAAACCAUAGCAGAAUACAUGUGUAACGUUGGUUAUAUUUUUCAUGAAACACAAAGUCGUAUAUUUAUUUUACGAUGUGUGGGAGGGAACGCAUGGCAUACUGAACUUCCUGAUUGCAUUAAUACAACGAUUACAAUAUAUAAUUUGAACAACUUAACUUCCAACGAAAUACUAGUUUUAAAUAAUCAUUCGACUGACUUAGCAGCAGCCAAUCAGCACUCAAAUACAAUGCAGAAAGCGAUGCAAAUACAUGAGUAUGUGAUACCAGGACUGAUUAUUUUGGCAUUAUUUUCAGUGAAUGCAGUUAUUGUUUACUUUAUACAUAGACAAAGGAAAAAAAAUAAUGCACAUUUGGCAGAAGAAGAGUUAGCUGUAAUUAGCUGAAACAAAUGUAGCGUUAAGUGGAAGAAAAAGUCGAAGAAAAUUAUGCAAAAUGCACACAGUCAAUAAAUUGAAGAAAAAAAAUUAAAAGA
Molecule: messenger RNA, 1341 nt
Organism: Chrysoperla carnea
Lineage: Eukaryota; Metazoa; Arthropoda; Insecta; Neuroptera; Chrysopidae
Exons: 9
Coding region: 593-1252 (219 amino acids)
Source: RefSeq, a predicted model, not a curated record